This is a messenger RNA of Trichophyton benhamiae CBS 112371, 2076 nucleotides long. RefSeq lists its product as uncharacterized. The record is from RefSeq and is a predicted model, not a curated record. The transcript has 2 exons. NCBI's taxonomy places the organism in Eukaryota, Fungi, Ascomycota, Eurotiomycetes, Onygenales, Arthrodermataceae. The coding region runs from base 1 to 2076 and encodes 691 amino acids. Gene Ontology annotation, biological process: nuclear-transcribed mRNA poly(A) tail shortening. Gene Ontology annotation, molecular function: poly(A)-specific ribonuclease activity; protein binding. Gene Ontology annotation, cellular component: CCR4-NOT complex; cytoplasm; nucleus.
AUGCCCAUGCAAAAGUUUCAGCAUCCCGGCCAGCACCCGCAACAUCCCCAACAGCAGACGCAGCAACAACAGCAGCAGCAGCAGCAACAACAACAACACCACGCCCCUCACUCGCAAUCAAACCCGGUUCUCUCGCACCAGCAACACAGCUACUCCGCCGGUGCUCUCUCCAACGCCGCUGCUCAGCAUUUCACCCCCUCCCACCUGCAAAACGGCUCCUCCGCUAACCUCGAAGACGAGGUUGAUGAACCCAUGAACGAGCACUGGCAGCAGCAACUACAGCUUGCCGCAGAAUCCAGACAGGCCAAUUCCCCUCACUACUAUGCCAGAUCCGUCGCCCAGCAGACCAAGGGUAUCCAGCUAUCCUCCCAUCAAAACGAUUCCAAUGAAAACGGCACUGAGGACCGUAAUCGCGCUGUGGCCGUAAAGGAAACCCGCCGCCAGGACUGGAUGGCCAUUGACUUUGGUGGCCAGGGUCUUCGCGCUCUCUCCGACGGCCUCUUCCACUAUGCCUUCCUCGACAAGCUCUAUCUCAACCACAACAAGCUCAAAACCCUUCCUCGCAAGAUCGGCCAGCUCAAGAACCUCACCCACCUGGACGUGUCCAGCAACGAGCUUACGGAGAUCCCAGAAGAGAUUGGCAUGCUAACUAACCUGAAGAGGCUUCUUCUUUUCGACAACAAUCUACAAACUCUUCCGUUCGAGAUGGGUUAUCUCUGCGAACUUGAAACCCUCGGCGUCGAGGGGAACCCGUUAAACGAUGUGCUCAAGUCGCGCAUCAUGCAAGAGGGAACAAAGGCACUUAUCAAGUACCUCAAGGAAGAGACGCCAGCAUGGGUAGUGCCAAUGCCUCCGUCUGACCGAGACUGGAUUGUUUUGGACGAAAGCGGCCGCGGCUCGUCGAAGAAUCCGCAUGACAAGUUUACUGUGCUUACGUACAACACUCUGUGCGAUCGAUAUGCUACACACCAGCAGUACGGAUACGCUCCAUCAAAAGCACUCGCCUGGGAGCUCCGUCGUGACCUUCUUCUCAGCGAAAUCAGAGGCCAGGACGCCGACAUUGUCUGCCUGCAGGAAGUCGACCAAGGCAGCUACCAUGGUUUCUUCAGGGAACAGCUGGCGUAUAACGAUUACAAGGGCGUAUACUGGCCGAAGGGUCGCGCCCAAGGUAUGAGCGAAGAAGAAGCCAAGGUCGUCGAUGGUUGCGCCACCUUCUUCAAGGGAAGCAAGUACAUCCUCCUCGAGAAGGCGAUGAUUCACUUCGGCCAAACCGCAGUACGACGACCUGACGCCAAGGGCCAGGACGACAUCUAUAACCGGCUGUGGCAAAAGGACAACAUUGCCGUUGUCGUCUAUCUUGAGAACCGCAUGUCCGGAGAGCGUAUCAUUGUAGUCAACGCGCACAUCUACUGGGAUCCUGCGUACAAAGAUGUCAAGCUCGUUCAAUCCGCCAUCAUGAUGGAAGAAGUCACGCAGCUUGCCGAGAAGUUCAUCAAGAUACCUCCGUGCACAGACAAGACAGCCUUCCGCUUCUCCGAGCCAGAGGACGAGACGAACAACAGCGAAAACACCAGCCCGCCCACGCCCGUUGAGCCGUCUCCGUCCGUCGAGUACAGCAGCCCAUCUCAGAUUCCGAUCUUGGUAUGCGGCGACUUUAACUCCCGCCCAUCCUCCGCGGUCUACAACCUUCUCGCCCACGGCCGUCUAGAGGAAGAACAUCCUGACCUCCGGGAUCGUCUAUACGGCAACCUCACGCGCCAAGGCAUGACACAUCCCUUCACCCUCAAGUCAGCCUACUCUGCCAUAGGCGAGCUCUCCUUCACCAACUACACGCCAGGCUUCACCGAUGUCAUCGAUUACAUCUGGUACUCCUCCAAUCUGCUGCAAGUCACCGGACUGCUCGGAGAAGUGGAUAAGGAAUACUUGCAGCGUGUCCCUGGCUUCCCCAACUACCAUUUCCCUAGUGAUCAUCUGGCGUUGAUGGCGGAGUUUUCGGUCAAGAACAAGAAAGGGAAGGUAGUUGAGGUCGACUUUGGCCCGCAACGAGAUCGUGAUAAGGAUCGAGCUCGCGGAUAG